AUGCCAAGCUCCGCCGGCAAAGGCACCGCGGAUGAGGAGUAUGCUGCCAAUGUGAAGGCGCUCAAACUGGCCGAGGCCACUUGGAUUUCGGAGAAAGUCAAGGAGAAUCCGGUGUGCAAGCUGACGCCGAUCUUCAAAAUCACAAAAACAACGAGAGGCAAGGCGUCCUCCUCCACCUACACCGGAGUGACCCCGCCGCAGCAGCAAGGCCAAGGUCAGACGCAGCAGUCGUUGGAUCAACGGCAGGGUGAAGAGCUCGGCUCGGGCGAUUUCAGCUCGCUCUCAUUACCAAGUUCACCCACGAACACGGCAACCGCAAGAAGACGGCCAGAGCAGCAACGGGGCACGACGCGGCGAAAGAUUGAGCUGCGAACGCCGAUGGACUUUUCCGAGACGGAAACGAUCAGCUCCGGGUUCUCGGACAAGAUCAGCAGCAAGACGACGCAGAUGGACGAGCGGCCGAGGAACUUUUUGGCGGACGGGAGGACUGCAACCCGUAGCACCGGGAGUUGUUCCGGGAGAUCUUUGGGAUUUAGAAGAAGGCGGCGGAUAAUAGGCAAUCAGUUGCCACUGUUAGACGGUCAGAAUCCGGUUGUGGGAGGGAGCGGGGGCAAGGCUGGAACUCCGAAGGAUCCUCCGGUAACGCCAGCUGGGGAGGAAACACCGAGCGAAUUUGGGAACGACACGCGGAGCGUCAUCUCGUCGGCGGUGUUCGAGCAGUCGUUUGCCAUGUCCGAGUGCAUCACCUAG
Culex pipiens pallens (northern house mosquito) is the source of this 750-nucleotide messenger RNA. RefSeq lists its product as uncharacterized. NCBI's taxonomy places the organism in Eukaryota, Metazoa, Arthropoda, Insecta, Diptera, Culicidae. Bases 1 to 750 code for a protein of 249 amino acids. The record is from RefSeq and is a predicted model, not a curated record. The transcript has 4 exons.